Messenger RNA from Lagopus leucura (white-tailed ptarmigan), 2137 nucleotides. It is a transcript of the gene CHMP6, whose product is annotated as charged multivesicular body protein 6. Bases 32 to 733 code for a protein of 233 amino acids. Lineage: Eukaryota; Metazoa; Chordata; Aves; Galliformes; Phasianidae. Gene Ontology annotation, biological process: vesicle budding from membrane; late endosome to vacuole transport via multivesicular body sorting pathway. The record is from RefSeq and is a predicted model, not a curated record. The transcript has 8 exons. Gene Ontology annotation, cellular component: multivesicular body; ESCRT III complex.
CCGGGGCCGGGGCAGGAGCGGCGGAGGGGCGAUGGGGAACCUGUUCGGACGGAAGCGGCGCAGCCGCGUCACGGAGCAGGACAAGGCCGUGCUGCAAUUGAAGCAGCAGCGGGAUAAACUGCGGCAGUACCAGAAACGGAUCAGCCUGGGCCUGGAGCGGGAGCGGGAGCUCGCCCGGCAGCUGCUGAAGGAUGGCAAGAAGGAAAAAGCUAUGCUCUUGUUGAAGAAGAAGCGUUACCAGGAGCAGCUGCUGGAUAAGACAGACAACCAGAUCAGCAACCUGGAGCGGAUGGUCCAGGAUAUCGAGUUCACCCAGAUCGAAAUGAAGGUCAUUGAGGGCCUGAAAAUAGGCAACGAGUGUCUGAACAAAAUGCACCAGGUUAUGUCAAUAGAAGAAGUGGAAAGAAUAAUAGGUGAAACCCAGGAUGCUGUGGAGUACCAGAGGCAAAUAGAUGAGAUACUGGCUGGGAGCCUGACUGAGGAAGAUGAAGAUGCCAUUCUAGAGGAAUUAAACACUAUCACUCAGGAACAGUUGGAGCUUCCAGACGUUCCUUCUGAGCCGCUCCCGGAGGAGCCCCCAGCACUGAGUGCAGAGCUGAGCCUGCAGAAAUCUGCUGAGCCUCUGAAAACCGCAGCAAGGAGCCUGCCUGCGUUGGGAGCCACAGGUCAGCCUGUGUGGCCCUGCUCCAUUAGUCUGCAUUCGCCUUUGCAGUGCUCAGGUGGGCUGAGAUAACUCUGCUUCCAGCUGUCAGCUUCCAUAUUUCGUGGCAGGGCAGCGGAAAAAGAGAGAUUGGGCUGGGAUGGGUGAGUUCUGCAGUGAUGCAAAGCGUGCAGCUCCUCGAGUCAGCACCCAGAGGGAUGCUGGCAUGGCCAAGGUGCUGCCAGGGCGUGCAGGUGGAGCUGUGAAACCAGCAGAGCUGCCCGCUUGCAGGUGCUCAUAGGAAUCCACGGAUCUGUAUUUAUCACACUCCUGAAGCCACAACCCUUAACCCUUGUAUCUGAGACAGAGCAGAAGGACCCAGAGGGCCCUCUGAGACUUUUAGUGACUGCUUUUGGGGAUACGCGGCCUGGUGCUAGACAAAUGGGGAGCAAUCCCAGAGGCUGUGCUGGUGAGUCAGCAGCGACUGCGUUUUGUAUUUCCUAAGUCAUGCUUUCUGUUCCACCUUCAUGUGUGAUGUCCCACAGCCCGGCGUGGGCAUUACGUCCUGCUGCCGGGGCAGGAUGUGGGGCGUGAGUGGCAGAGGCAGCCUGCGCUCUGCAGCCGCCCUAUUUUCGGUUCCUCGGCUCUCCCUGUUAAUUAAUGUUGCAUAACAAAGCCGCUGGCUGGCAGGCAGCAGAGCCGCGUUUACAAAGCGGCGUGGCUUUUGCAAACAAACGGCUUUCUGAAUUGAAAGGACAGGUUGAACGCGAUGGCUGUGCCCGUGCCAAGCGCCGAUGGGUGCUGGGAGCCACCCCGCAGCUGCAGUGGCGCAGGGCUGUCUCCUGGGUUACGCUCUGUGAUGGUUUUUCUUUCUGCAAGGCUGUUGCUUCCCUCUGUUACAUCCUGGGUGGUUGCAGUGCUCACUUUUUCCACCAGAGAGAGCCUCGUCUUCGCACUGCUCUCAUCAGCAUUGUUGUUCCUUACGUCUCCUUUACUCCGUUGCUAGCCUGGUGUCUGCGCCUUUAGUUUGACCCUAUUUAAUUUGUAACUCCUAGGAGUGGAUGCUGGGCUCCCCCUAUACGGUCCUUAAGGGACCUCUCCUGGGGCACGGCUCUUGCUGCCAGUGCUCUGAGCAGACCCUGUUCUGCAGGGUGGGCACACCUUGCCCCCCCCUACUCCACUCCCCCCAGGUCCUGGCAGCAGGGGAGCCCCCAGCAGACCCUCCCCGAGGCCGCAGAGGUGCUGGGCUGAGUGCUGAGCCCAUGUCUGUGUGCUGCUGUGGUCAGGGCUGCGGUGCAGGAGGGGUUAAUGCGGCUCCCAGCUUUGGGAAAGGCCGCGCUCUGACCUCCCCACAGGAAAGUUGCAAGCAGAUUGCCAGCAGCUUCCUCUCCUAAUCCCUGUACCAAACAGAUUGUACCGUGUCUCCUUGGGAGGAAGCGCCAGGAGUGCUGUGUGACCUCUGUGGUGUGCUGUAACAAUAAACAGCUUCUAAUGGUU